Molecule: messenger RNA, 3132 nt
Organism: Nasonia vitripennis (jewel wasp)
Lineage: Eukaryota; Metazoa; Arthropoda; Insecta; Hymenoptera; Pteromalidae
Product: gastrula zinc finger protein XlCGF57.1
Exons: 4
Coding region: 275-1960 (561 amino acids)
Source: RefSeq, a predicted model, not a curated record
GAUACGAGUGACUCUAUAGCUAUUACCUAUAGGUACAGGCGAUGCUCGAAAACACAUCAGGGCCAGCUUAAACAAUCCGUCUUACGUCUCGUCGUCCUCGUCACCUCGGCGCACCUGAUUAGACAUCAUCUAGACAGUUCCACCUGCUAGGGCUACUUUUUGCUUCGAGACACUUGCUGCAGUCCUCCAAAAGAUGGUCCGUCCUCAAACCUUCGCUUUGGCAGAUCAUGGCAAGGUUAUGUCGCUCUCUUUUGGCCGCAUAAGAGCCUAGCGGAUGGAUCGGCGAUGGGCCAGACAUGAGUCCAGGGAUGUAAAGUUGCCCAUCGACUCUCAGGUUAUGGAUGAGAACAUAGUGAGCGUCGUGCUCAAGGAAGAACCCGGAGAGAAAUUUGAAUCUAGCUACAUGGAGGACAUUUGCUUGGGGACCUUUGAUAAGGUCUUUCAGCCCAUCGACCAGCAAGAAGUGGAAUUCCCUGAUGACAUGGUAAAACUGGAGUUAGAUGGGGAUAAUAGCCACCAUCACUGGGCAGCUCAAUUAGCAAGUGCCACUUUAUCGGAAAAUGGAGACUACAGUGGGCAGGGGGACUACCACUUUCUCAAUUCCAGUGCGGCGCAAAAGUUUUAUAAAAUACAGUGCAUACUAUGCAAGAAAUGGUUUUUAAACAAUGAUUCCAUGGUCACCCACUUGAAAAUGCAUUGCACUGGCAAUACUUGCGAAGUAUGUCACCAAAGUUUCAUGGAUAGUGCUGGUCUACAUGCUCACAUGUUGACCCAUGUUGGUAUGAGUCCAGUUGAAUGUACAAUAUGUCAAAAGAGAUUUGCUUACAAGUGGUGCUUGCGAAAUCACAUGCAAACCCAUAUGCAAAACAAGCAGUUUGAAUACGACAGUUUACAGCAAGCCUUUCUUAAAAGAUAUGCUUCAGGAAAUGAUCAUAUGAUGCGUGAUGAAGAGAGACCCUACACUUGCGAAGUUUGUCAGGCAUCCUUCAGAGAAAAAGGAAAUUUGAAUCGUCAUAUGCUCAUCCAUACUGGAGAAAAACCUUACAGGUGUGAAAUAUGUUUUGCUUCUUUUCGUGAAAAAGCUAAACUUAACAUACACAUGCCAAUUCACACUGGUCAUAAGCAAUUCAAGUGUACUAUGUGUCACAGAUCUUUUGCUCAAAAAACUGCCUUAAACAAUCACAUGUUGGCACACAAUGGAGAAAAACCUCACGCCUGCAAUAUUUGUGAGAAAACGUACAAGAGAAAGUCAGAAUUGAUCAGGCAUGCAAUGAUUCAUACUGGAGAACGACCUUACGAAUGUCAAGAGUGUCUAAUGACUUUUAGGGAAAAAGCAAAGUUAAAUUCUCAUAUGCUAGUUCAUACGGGUGAGAAGCCACAUGAAUGUCAUAUAUGUCACAAAGCAUGUGCGCGAAAGUCAGAUUUGAAUAGCCAUAUGCUUUCUCACACUGGAGGUCAGUAUGAUUGUAAAGUUUGCGAUAAAAUCUUCACGCGAAAAUCAGACUUGAAUAGACAUAUUUUGGUUCAUACUGGUGAAAAGCCUUACGCUUGUGAUUACUGUGAAAUGGCUUUUCGAGAAAAGACAAGACUGAACUCGCAUAUGGUUGUUCACACAGGCGACAAGAGGCAUAUGUGUCACAUUUGUCACAAGAACUUUCGAGAAAAGUCGAUGCUGAGAAAGCACAUGCUGGGCCAUACUGGGGAUCGUCCGUUUGAAUGUUACGUCUGUCAGAAAGCAUUUACGCAAAAAUCAACCCUCAACAGUCACAUUCUUACACACGCGACUGAAGCGUCGUACGAAUGUACCAUAUGUAGAAAAGUCUAUAGAGAGAGAAUGGCUCUGAGGAAGCACCUCAUAUCCCACACUGCUGAUAAAAAUAACGAAUGUCCCAUUUGUUUGAAGAAAUUUACACAUAAAGCUGCGCUAAGUAGUCACAUAACGACGACUCAUUCCUUGUAACUAGAGCCCGGUUGCAGAAACAAGAAUCGCCGUGCAGCAAACCAAGACAUGCGAUCGUAUUUGGAGCAACAGCAACAGCAGCAUCAACAGCAACAUCAACAACAUGCACUAGGCUUCUGGGCUCUGUACAACAGUGCUUUUGAUCCACUAUUUCCCCGGUUAGCGCCGAUGUGAAUACUUCUGCCUAGAGCGGAUUGAUGUUGAAAAGGAGAGUGUGCGGGAAAUACUUGUUAAGCAUUGUGAGGCUGUUGGAUUUUUCGAUUGUUGCAUGUGUUGACUAUAAGAGGACGCAUUGCUUUAUGCAACCGGGAUAUAAGGGUCUAGUCUCACCUGAAGAUUUUUCCAUUUGAAAAUUGUUUCGUAUCUUCCGUCGAAUGUGUAUGUUUACGCCUGAUGCAUUAAAGUAUUCGUUCUGUUGAAAUUAUUUUCGUCCAGCACGAAAAUAUUUUUUUCUAUUGCAAGACGCACUGCGCGUGCAGAUAACUCUUGGAACAAGCAUAUUUAGCGAGAAAAGAGAGAAAGAGAGAGCGUUUGAGAAAUCUGCAAUCGUAAUCGUACGAUAUUAUGAUGUAAGUUGACAAAGAGAGAAAGUUGCAUUGAAUUUUGAGCUGAGGUAUUUUAUCAUGAAAAAGUAAUAAAAAAAAAAGUUAUUUACGAAAUGUUUAGACUAGUGACAAAAAUGUUUGAAAAGUAGAAUAAAAAUUAGUUGCAAAAGUGGGCAUCCAAUAGAACCGGAGAGUUUUUUCCAGGGAAAGAGGAUACGUUUCCGAAUAUGUACGCGACAUUCGAAUUCACGUGCAUGCAGCUUUUGUAUCUGUCGAGAUCGCUUUCCUUCGAAAAUAUUGUAGAUAUUGCAAUUCGAUUGUUCACUAAACUUAAAUUCCUACGAGACGAAGAAAAAAGUUUAUUAUUGAAAUUAACGAACUUUAAGAUGAAAUGUUCAGAUGCACACACUUAUAAAUUUCGGGCUAUAUAUAUAUAUAUAUAUAUAUAUAUAUAAAGAUUGUAUUUUAAUCUGAUGUAUAAGUAUAUGCGACGGCAACGGCAACGACGACUGUGAGUUUGCUCGAGUAAGCUAUGCUUCGAGCGAGGAGUGCAAUGGACAUGUUGUUUUAAAAUGAAAUCGUCAUUUUAUGUGAAACGUAUACAAUAUACAUACAUUUUUUUCUAAA